Molecule: messenger RNA, 537 nt
Organism: Macrosiphum euphorbiae (potato aphid)
Lineage: Eukaryota; Metazoa; Arthropoda; Insecta; Hemiptera; Aphididae
Source: the annotation of a GenBank genome assembly
AUGGGCUCAAAGAAACCGAGCACGUGGUCCGUGACGCUCAAGAGAGACGGCAAGUCUCAACCGUGGGGCAUCCGAUUGGCCGGCGGAGCUGAUCUCAACACUCCACUGAUCAUAACCAAGGUCUACGCCAGAUCACCCAGUGAAAGUAGCCUGAGAGUGGGUGACAUCAUACGGAAAAUCGAGGUGUACGACGCUCGAGACUUGAGACAUUUGGACGCUCAAAAUUUGUUCGGCAACGCCGACCAGUCGUUAACUUUAGUCAUCCAAAGGGAUGCUCCUCAGUUUAACGGCAGCAGCACCAACAGCAGCCCAAUUCCGGUGGCCAAUAACCAUCAUCAGCAGCAGAAUGCCACCGCUCGACCAAUCGGAAACGGUCUUUACGGUUACGAGAGAUCAGUCCAGUCUCCCGUCAACAAUUUCUGCCGUUUUCCGCCGUCGCUGGUCGACAGUCCGUCUCCGUGCGACUGGGACGAGGCGCACGAACAGGUGGCGCUCGACCAACAGGUGAGAGCGAUGAUAUUCUAUACUGCAAAGUAG